CUCUCCAAAACCCAACUUGAGAAUCUCAGAUCUACCAGAAAAAAAGAAAAAAAAAAUUCAAUUAAGAAAAUUCAGGACAGCAGGGUGUUUUUCAAUGGAGAAGAUGAACCAAGCAAUUGAGAAAAUGAAAAUGCUGGUGGGAAUGGAGGUUGAAGAUGAAGAACAGCCAGAACCUUCCCUCAUCGAUGAUUUUAACCGCAACUGCACUUUGUCCACCAAACAGAGACUUUAUGGGUUUGCAAUUUGCUUAGCUUCUGGUAUAACUUGCACACUCUUGUCAAUGCUUGUUUUCUUCCAUCCAAUCAAAUUUGGGAUAACUUUCUCGUUCGGCAAUUUGCUUGCUCUUGGAAGCACAGCAUUUCUUAUAGGGCCUAAAAGACAAGUGACAAUGAUGAUGGACCCUGUUCGUAUAUAUGCAACAGCGAUGUAUAUUGCUAGCAUUGUAAUCGCUCUCUUUUGUGCUGUAUACGUACGGAACAAGCUAUUGACCUUUCUGGCAAUAGUGCUGGAGUUUGGUGCUCUAAUAUGGUAUAGCUUAAGCUACAUUCCGUUUGCGAGAUCAAUGGUAUCGAAGAUUACGACAGCAUGCUUUGACACUGAAUUUUAGGACAAGAUUGUCAUAAUCUGGCAACCAUUGUAGAGUUGCAAGAUGAAAAUUUGAGUUCGAAAUAUGGGAGUUGGUUGAAAUUAAUCUUUGUUACAGUGAUCAAAUGUGUAAUGGAUGAUGGAGUGAAUUCGAUUAUUUUCUCUUUGAAGCUGCUAGUUUUGCUACUUAUUACCAAUAAAUUUUGCAGAUAGCUUUUCGUUU
Erythranthe guttata (spotted monkey flower) is the source of this 808-nucleotide messenger RNA. RefSeq names its product Got1/Sft2-like vescicle transport protein family. The record is from RefSeq and is a predicted model, not a curated record. Lineage: Eukaryota; Viridiplantae; Streptophyta; Magnoliopsida; Lamiales; Phrymaceae. Gene Ontology annotation, biological process: vesicle-mediated transport. Gene Ontology annotation, cellular component: membrane.